This is a messenger RNA of Thlaspi arvense, 423 nucleotides long. The record is from the annotation of a GenBank genome assembly. NCBI's taxonomy places the organism in Eukaryota, Viridiplantae, Streptophyta, Magnoliopsida, Brassicales, Brassicaceae.
AUGGCAGAACGGCCGCUUAAAAAGCAGAACAAAAGCAAAGGAAAACUCUCUGUCAAAGAAGGCCCCCUUUUCACUUCAGAGACUGCUCCUCCUGUUAGACUCGAAAAGAAGAAGGGAAAAAUCACUUCCGAAUCACGCGAGAAGGAACCGAUCACUCCAAAAACAGGAAGGAAACUAGAGAAACUGCCUAAGAAAAUCUCUAACUGCAUUACCUCUCAGCCUUCCUCCUCGGAAUCCGACGCUAUUCCAUCUGAUGUCGAACCCCUUGAGAACUCAUCAUCCUCUGAAAGCCCAUCAGAGGAAGAGGAUAACCCGGUCGUUGAUCCACAGUUUAUCAAAGUUGUAUCCCGGAAGAAGCUUCGCCACGAGAAAAAGUCCUCGGGGAUUCACCCCAAAUACAACCCCAGCCGUUAUUUAUGUUAG